GGUGCUCUCAGCAACUGGCAGGGCAGAUGUGCCAGCAGAACAUAGGAGUAUGAAACACCACAUACUCGCACUUUCAUUCCUCCAUUUCGCACUCUCAUUCCUCAAAAAAUCUCCCAGCAUAUAGCUCGAUUCUAAAUGAAGGUUCAUGUUUUCUGCACCCUGUGUUUACAUGAAGAGACCAUGAAUGUGGAUCAGAAGGAUGGGAAAUGUUGUGCGAAGUACUGUGGCCUUCGUCCCCUCAGAGCGAUGUCAACGAUUUUUAGUAGGGGACUUGAAAGAGAUGCCCCUUGAUCGUACACUUGACCUGAGCAGCCAUCAGUUACGUCACCUUCCCAUCAGAGCUUCUGCCUUCAAUGAGCUAGUCAAACUCUACCUGAGUGACAACCACCUGAGCAAUUUACCAUCAGAGCUGCGAAACCUGCAAAAGCUACAGCUCCUAGCCCUGGACUUCAACUGUUUUGAGGAGCUGCCUCUGGUAGUCUGCAGCCUCAUACAGCUUAACAUCCUCUACCUCGGCAAUAACCAACUUUAUGGGCUGCCUAAGGAGCUAUGCCAACUCACCGAGCUUAAAACGUUGUGGCUAGAGACCAACUGCUUCACCAAAUUCCCUCAAAUAGUAUGUGAGCUUCCCAAUAUCAAGACCCUCCAUUUGGGCUACAAUCAGCUACAUAGCUUACCCGCAGAGCUCGGUCGACUUGAGGAGCUCCGUAGCAUCUGGCUAGCAGGGAACAUUUUAAAUGAGUUCCCUUCUGUGCUACUGAAGAUGCAUUACUUGGAAGUGAUUGAUGUGGACCGAAAUCAUAUUUGCCAUUUUCCGUCACUCGCCCAUUUAAGAGGGCUAAAGCAUGUAAUCUACGACCACAAUCCUUGUGUUAAUGCACCCUUGGUGGGUGAUGGGUGUGAAGGGUAGGCCACUGGGCAGAUAGCUCUGACGAUGAAGAAGAUGAGACUGAAGGAAAGGUGGCCAAAGUAGGCAUGAAAAUGCAGGGGUUGCUGGAAGAAAAUGAGUGAAGAAAGCAAC
Myxocyprinus asiaticus (Chinese sucker) is the source of this 1021-nucleotide messenger RNA. RefSeq names its product leucine-rich repeat-containing protein 10-like. The record is from RefSeq and is a predicted model, not a curated record. Gene Ontology annotation, molecular function: protein binding. The coding region runs from base 185 to 910 and encodes 241 amino acids. NCBI's taxonomy places the organism in Eukaryota, Metazoa, Chordata, Actinopteri, Cypriniformes, Catostomidae. The transcript is spliced from 2 exons.